Encephalitozoon hellem ATCC 50504 is the source of this 516-nucleotide messenger RNA. RefSeq names its product putative RNA-binding protein. The transcript has a single exon. NCBI's taxonomy places the organism in Eukaryota, Fungi, Microsporidia, Unikaryonidae. Gene Ontology annotation, biological process: pseudouridine synthesis; ribosome biogenesis. The record is from RefSeq and is a predicted model, not a curated record. The coding region runs from base 1 to 516 and encodes 171 amino acids.
AUGGCCAAGAAUUUUAAGAGUAAAAAAGUGCAAAAGUCAACAGAAACAACCGAACUUGGGAAGGUCCUGUACAUGUGCCAAGGGCAGCCGGUUGUGAGACUGACAUCAAGGGACAUUCCGUAUCCAAACUCCCCUGUCUUGAAUUUAUCUUCAAGAAUAAUAGGAAAGGUGGACGAAAUCCUGGGAAGAAUAGACGAUGUCCAUGCAACUAUCAAGCUGGACAACCCAUCUGGUGAGGUCAACGAGGGCGAGACCCUGCUUUCCUAUGUAGAUAAGUUCAUUCCAAAAAGGAGGUUUUUGCCCAGAGAGGAGGUUGAAAAAAGGAAGGAGGAGAUAGACCGAAAGAAAUCCAAGCCCAAAAACGAUCACGGAGCCGAAAGAGGGAGGUCCAAGGCCUUCAGAGAAAGGCAAAAGAUGCACGAAAGAAAACCUAACAAAAAGUGGGGUGCAGCCAGAAACGGAAGGAGCGAAAGUAACAAGAAACGGGAUUAUGGUAGAAGCAACCGUGGUAAUUAA